UUUGAACUUUUGAUUUGUGGUGUUCAUCUGUCAGGCCCCUCCAGUUUUGUCAUCCCUUGUUUCAAAGAAAGAUCAAGAGGGAGCUGGAUCUGCUGGAAUGAAUUCCCUGAGAGCAUUUGCACUUCUUGGAGCAGGUGUAUCGGGGCUUUUGAGCUUCACAACGAUAGCAGCUGCUGAUGAGGCUGAACAUGGUCUACCUUGUCCAAACUAUCCUUGGCCUCACGAAGGCAUUCUUAGUUCAUAUGACCAUGCUUCGAUCCGUCGUGGUCACCAAGUUUACCAGCAAGUCUGUGCUUCUUGUCAUUCAAUGUCCCUGAUUUCAUAUCGUGACUUGGUGGGUGUGGCAUAUACUGAGGAGGAAACAAAGGCUAUGGCAGCUGAGAUUGAGGUCGUUGAUGGGCCUAAUGAUGAGGGUGAAAUGUUUACUCGGCCUGGUAAACUGAGUGAUCGUUUUCCGCAGCCAUAUCCAAAUGAACAAGCUGCUAGGUUUGCUAAUGGAGGGGCCUAUCCUCCAGAUUUAAGUCUUAUCACCAAAGCUCGUCACAAUGGUCAGAACUAUGUAUUUGCUCUUCUAACUGGUUACCAUGAUCCUCCUGCUGGUGUUUCAAUCCGAGAAGGGUUGCAUUAUAAUCCUUACUUUCCUGGGGGAGCCAUUGCUAUGCCUAAAAUGCUUAUCGAUGGUGCUGUUGAGUAUGAAGAUGGUACCCUUGCAACGGAAUCUCAGAUGGGAAAAGAUGUUGUGACAUUUUUGUCAUGGGCUGCAGAACCAGAAAUGGAAGAGAGAAAACUGAUGGGGUUCAAGUGGAUAUUUGUACUGUCAUUGGCAUUGCUUCAAGCUGCUUAUUACAGGCGCAUGAGGUGGUCUGUUCUCAAGUCUCGUAAGUUGGUGCUCGAUGUCGUCAACUAGAUAUAUCCUCUUGUGGGAGGACUUGAAUUGGCAAUAAUUAUAAUUAUUUUAUAAAGCCAAUUAUGUUUUUCUGCUGUGAAGAAUUUGUUCAACUUGUCCAUUGGUAAUGUGGGUGACCCAAAGAGUUAAGUUUUCAAUUCAGGGAGAAAUAAGCGACUCGUAUAAACAUGUGUUGUUCUUUUGGAAUUUUGAACUAGUUUAGAAUAGUUGUUGAAUGCAAAAUUUUCCUGGAUAGCUUCCAGUAUGUAUUUGGUUGAUCCUAUCAUUUUCAGAUUGAUCAUUGUUGUGGUUGGUGGUGGUGAAAAUAAGAGUGGAGCUUUGAACAAUGUCCAUGAAUUGAGUUGCUGUGUGUGUGCAAGUGAAGUCCUCUUGGCCUUGUUUGAAACAGUACCACAUUCUUUCUCUUGGGGA
This is a messenger RNA of Camellia sinensis, 1318 nucleotides long. The record is from RefSeq and is a predicted model, not a curated record. NCBI's taxonomy places the organism in Eukaryota, Viridiplantae, Streptophyta, Magnoliopsida, Ericales, Theaceae.